GUUCAGUACUGCGGCUUGCUGUUUCGCCAUGAGGGCUGGCCCCUGUGUAUUCACGAGAAGAUUGUAGUCCAGCUGGCUUCCAUUGACUGGCGAAUCUUGAAGCCUGGUGACUUCUACCUGCAAGUGGUCCCCUAUCUCAGGAAGUCUCCACGAAUUGUACUGAAAUGUUUGGCAAAAGACAAGCAUAACGUAGAGGAAGUUGUGAUUCCAGAAGUUUCCUAUACCUCUAUUUUCACUCUGGAAUGGUUGAGUACUGUCAAUGGAGAGCGGAUGGGUAUAGCACUGGAAAAUUGUUUACUAACCACUGAUGAUAAAAUAUUUCGUGUCCCCUGGGAUAAAGUGGUUAAUCCUGAAUUUAUAAAUAAACCAAAACUAAUUGAAAACACUGUCAUCUCUCCCGAAAUAACAGAGGAACCUUCAAUUUUGUGCCUCCCCAUGGACCAUGCUGAGUGCAGUUCACCAGACCUAGGAUCUCAGUAUCUACAGGAACAAAGUCCAAAUCGAGACAACCUGGUUAUUAGCAGCACAGCUCUGCAGCUGAGUGAAGCUCUUGUCAGUGGUGUGUGUACAAGUCCAGUGCCUCAAGAGAACUUGAAAAGUGACCUUGAAGGGGAGUACGUUGAGCUGACAGAAGUUUCACUGCCCAGGUUUGGGCCACCAACAGGCUCUUUAACCCAAUCGCUAGCUUUAAAUUAUCUAACUCAGCCCAGGACACGAGUGAAUGCGUCUAAAGGCAAGCACAGGUUUAUUGUCAUUCAAGACAGUAUCUACUCCAAGAACUUAAUUCAGUCGGCACUUAUGCAGAAGGAGCACUGUCAAAUGGACACUCUGAGGACUUCUUCCACAGAAGUUCUCAAGAAUGUAAUUCCGUUGGAAAGCAAAAAAACGAUGGCACAUGGAGAGCUGUCUUCAGAAAGUCAGCUGGCAUCAGGUCAUCCUGGAAACAUGGGGAAUAGCUUUCCUGUAGCUGAGUCUCCUGCCUGCAGUGCAGAAGAUUCAUCUGCAGAGCAGGAGACCCACAGUGAACACUCAAUCGACUGGCGAUAUGCACUGUGCAGCUACAGCGACAUGUGUGCUGGUGAUGGUGUCAACUGCAAAGCACAAAUGCCUGGUGGUCCUGGAAAUGUGGAAGGAGAAAACGAUGGUCUUAGUGGAAAUCCUGGUGUUGAAACAUCAGAGCAGAGCUCAGAAACAAUUCUAGAUGCUGCUGCUGUUCCUGCUAAAGAGGAGUUGAUAUUGAGAGGACAUGGAGAACCACUGACUGAGGGUCAAAAUGAGGUGACACAUAUGGAUCCCUCUUCUGUGUCUGUCCUGGGACCUUCAGGACCACAUUGCACACUGAAGGAAGGUUCUGAUGUUUCUUGCCAGAGUGUCAGUAAAAGUGUUAUGCCUGUCCAGGCUGGUACAUUGCUUAUCAUGCCUGAGAGUUCAGAUGUAGGUGUGGAGGGAGGCUCUCCUUCAGGGAACAUGGCAGAUGUAGGAGCAAUUGAUGCUUGCUGCAGCGAUCAGGAAGCAAAUCUUAGCCCUCCAUUAAAUCCUCCAGAACAGAACCAAGGAGAAGUAGAUGAAUUCAAGCUGGGAAAAAGGGACGGCCCUGAGGAAGUCAAAGAGAUUGAACAAAUAUUGACUGUAAAUGAGAAUCAGACUAGUCAUAGUCACCAUUCUGUCAAGCCUCCUACAGAUGGUGAAGAGCAAGAGGUCUCUGCAUGUCAGCAUAAGAAAGCUGAAGAAGCCACACUACUCCAAACUGCUCUGUCAGCAGAGGGAGAUCAGACGGCAGAACGAUUAAAUAACAGUGACGCUUUGAUGGGCCCUGAUGCACAAGCAGAAGGCUCAAGUCAAUUCAGAACCCAGAGAUCUGGAGAGAGGUGUGAGGAACCACAAAGAGGGGCAGAAAACCAGGGCUGUAGAAGUGAAGAGAACUCUGUGUUGAACCCAGAGUGUGUUGCAGGACAGGACUUGCAGGGAGGGGAGGAGGACCAGGGAAGUUUUUCUUAUGGGGAAAAUUCAAAGACUGUAGCCUUAAAAACACUGGAAUCCAUUGAAGAGGAACUGGAGGUUGGACCACUGUCCUCAGGACCUGCUGAGGGGCAUACAGAGCCCACCACUCUGCACUCCCACCAAGAGGCAAUGUCUGGGGCAUCAUCUCCUAAAGGACAAGUCUUGGCCACUGCUGCACAUGUCAGCAAUGACAGACCCUUCUGGGGGAUGGUGUCAGAAGGGGCAGAGACGAGGAAAGAAGCAACUGGCACAGAUGUGUUGAAACCAGUGAGUAAAGUCAGUGCCCUGGAGGAAACCUCAACAGCUGUUACUCCCCCAACGUCCCCGGCUUCUGGGACUGCCUGGGGUGGUCGGUCUGCACCUACCAUAAUCAAGGAUGUGAACCCAGAAGUGCUCAGGAGCGGAGUUGCCUGCCUGCCUGGUACCAGAGAUAAAUCAGGACGUGCAGUGGCCAUAAUAACAACAAGGAAUACAGCCUGGUUAAACCCCCACUGCAAUACCACUGAGCUUGUACGCCUUCUUCUGUACUUGCAUAGCAUCCCAAGACCAGAAUGUCAGGCUUUGGGUCUGACUGUUCUUGUGGAUGCUCGUCGCUGUUCACCGGUUCCUGCUCUCUUCAAGGCGUUCAGCAUAUUGCAGGACAUGGAUCCUCACUGUAUUCAUGGAGUACUGCUUCUGGUUGAAAGAGAUGUGACUUUUCGGAUGGAGAAGCCACCUGCAGGACAG
Pelecanus crispus (Dalmatian pelican) is the source of this 2727-nucleotide messenger RNA. NCBI's taxonomy places the organism in Eukaryota, Metazoa, Chordata, Aves, Pelecaniformes, Pelecanidae. The record is from RefSeq and is a predicted model, not a curated record.